AGUUGCACAGUCAUGCUGAUGUCGAAAUCGAGGGGAGAGCGCGAGCCAGACGGAAAGGUGGGUCAAGCAAACUGACAGCGGUGCGGCACGAGCCCCGGUGUGGACGUUUGGUUCCGCUUACUGGUUUCCAGUUUAACUGGGAGAGGAGAGGAGUUUAAUACUGGGAUUUCUGGUGCACGCCCAUGUUUGGAGAGCAACACAGAAGACAGGUCAGGACUGGCGUCGAUGUGACACGUUUCUCAGCAGCUCGAACCAUAUUCAUCAUUCAGCAAUGGCCACUUGGUCUGAGAGGGAACUCUGCCACGAUGGCGUCGGAACCAGGCAAAAGAAGCACGGCUCUCCGUCUCCCAGCGAUCACCAGUUGUGUUUGUAUUUCUUCACCACUCGCGGUUGGGUCUAGACUCUUUACCACUCUUCCGACCCGCUCAGUAUAUCCCCAGUCAGCGUGUUUCAGACCUCCGGCCUCAGAGAAUGAUAUGUCCAAGGAAGAAGAGGCCCGUCAAAGAUGAGGAUUUCUCGGCCAUCGUGGUGCCCUCCAUGAGGGGCCACGGUUAUCUGGACUACACCAUCGAGAGCCACCCCUCCAGAGCCUUCCAGCUCAUGGACGAGCUGCGGCACCACGGCCUGCUCUGCGACCUGGUGCUUCACGUCACGUACAAAGACAGAGUGGUGGAUUUCAAGGUACAUAAACUGGUGCUGGCUGCUUGCAGCCCCUACUUCAAAGCCAUGUUCACCAGCAACUUCAAGGAGUGCAAGGCCUCGGAGAUAACCCUGAGGGACGUGUGCCCGACGGUGAUCGAGCGGCUGGUGAACUACGCCUACACCUCGCGCUUCACGGUGGGAGAGAAGUGCGUCCUGCACGUCCUGCUGGGCGCCAUGCGCUACCAGAUGGAGGACGUGGCCAAAGCGUGCUGUGACUUCCUGGUCAAAAACCUGGAGGCCUCCAACGUGAUCGGGAUCUCACGCUUCGCAGAGGAGAUCGGCUGUGUGGAGCUUCACCAGCGGAGCCGGGAGUACAUCAACACUCACUUCAGUGAGGUGAUCAAAGAGGAGGAGUUCUUCAGCCUGUCUCACUGCCAGCUGCUGGAGCUGAUCAGCCAGGAGAGCCUGAAGGUGCUCUGCGAGACCGAGGUCUACAAGGCCUGCAUCGACUGGGUGCGCUGGGACGUGGAGGGUCGCGCCCAGUACUUCCACGCUCUGCUCAACGCUGUCCACAUCUACGCCCUACCAGCCAAGUUUCUCAAGAGGCAGCUGCAGUCCUGCCCCAUCCUGAGCAAAGCCAACUCCUGCAAAGACUUCCUGUCCAAGAUCUUCCAAGAGAUGACCCUCCGCAAGCCGCUGCCCCCCACGCCGCUCCGGGGCAACCAGCUGAUCUACAUGUCUGGGGGCUACAACCAGCAGUCGCUGGCCUCGAUGGAAGCCUUCGACCCCCACAGGAAAGCGUGGCUGAAGCUGGCGGAGAUGGACACGCCCUGCAGUGGUCUGGGGGCCUGCGUGCUGUUCGGGCUCUUCUACUCUGUGGGGGGACGCAACCUCUCUCUGCAGAGCAACGUGGACUCGGAGGCGCUGUGCUGCUACAACCCAAUGACCAACCAGUGGACCCAGCUAGCUUCACUGAACACACCCAGAAACAGGGUGGGCAUCGGGGAGCUGGACGGAAGCAUCUACGCUGUGGGCGGGUCACAUGGGUCCAUGCAUCACAACACGGUGGAGAGAUAUGAUCCAGAGGCCAACAGGUGGACGUUCGUGACCCCGAUGUCUGUGUCCCGGCUGGGGGCUGGAGUGGCAGCCUGCGGGGGCGCUCUGUAUGUGGUGGGGGGCUUCGAUGGAGAAAACCGGUGGAAAUCAGUAGAGCGCUUCCAGCCGGACACCAACACUUGGCAACAUGUAGCACCUAUGAAUACAGUACGAAGUGGCUUAGGAGUGGUGUGUAUAGAUUCCUACCUCUAUGCAGUGGGGGGAUACGACGGCCAAACACAACUCAACACUAUGGAGAGGUAUAACGUGUCCCGAGACGUUUGGGAGCCUAUGGCGUCUAUGGGGCACUGCCGCAGUGCACACGGUGUCACCGUCUACCAAGGCAAACUCUUCGUAUUCGGUGGCUUCAACCAGAGCGGUUUCUUGUCCAGUGUUGAGUGUUAUUGUCCGGCCAGCAACCAGUGGACGUACGUGACGGACAUGCCGGUGGGCCGGAGCGGUAUGGGCGUGGCCGUAACAAUGGAGCCGUGCCCGGGCUGCCUCCCGGAGGAGGACGAGGAAACGUGAGAGUGAACUUUGACCUGGUCACACUGUCCCUGACGCUCUGAACCUUUGGACACUUUUCUCCGUAUCAGAAUAAACGCACAAUUGCCCAAUCAGGCCGAGAAGCUCUGGGACACUUUCGCCAGUCUUCUUCGUGAAGAUUUACGAUGAUUCCGGCAUGGCGCUGUGCCGUGUGUGUGUGUUUGCGUGUGUGUGUGUGUGUGUGUGUGUGUGUGUGUGUGGACCUUAGAAAGCAAGACAGCAAUCACUGGACUAUGAAGUUGAUUAAAUAACCUAAUGAGUUUUAUAUUUUAUAUAAUUCACUGUGCCUAAGAUGUACAUUGACACGCUGUCUGACUGCUGAAAAUUUGAUUUAUCAGUUUGCUCUGUAUUUUUUUUAAUGUUUAAUCUUGGAUAAAAGACUGAAUAUUCACA
Molecule: messenger RNA, 2676 nt
Organism: Astyanax mexicanus (Mexican tetra)
Lineage: Eukaryota; Metazoa; Chordata; Actinopteri; Characiformes; Acestrorhamphidae
Gene: keap1a
Product: kelch-like ECH-associated protein 1a
Exons: 7
Coding region: 472-2265 (597 amino acids)
Molecular function (GO): protein binding
Source: RefSeq, a predicted model, not a curated record